Messenger RNA from Anoplopoma fimbria (sablefish), 870 nucleotides. RefSeq names its product phosphatidylinositol glycan anchor biosynthesis, class P (gene pigp). The record is from RefSeq and is a predicted model, not a curated record. NCBI's taxonomy places the organism in Eukaryota, Metazoa, Chordata, Actinopteri, Perciformes, Anoplopomatidae. Gene Ontology annotation, biological process: GPI anchor biosynthetic process. The transcript is spliced from 5 exons. The coding region runs from base 99 to 488 and encodes 129 amino acids. Gene Ontology annotation, molecular function: phosphatidylinositol N-acetylglucosaminyltransferase activity.
GAAGAUUGUAUGGGACCCAUCGCAGGCAAAAUAAUUGAUCGACGAUAUUUGACAGCUUACAAUUGUUGGAGUAAAGGAGCCACCCGGUGUUUGAGAUCAUGGUGGUAAACUCUCCCUCUCCUCUGCCUGAGAGAGCCAUUUAUGGGUUUGUCCUUUUCCUUGGCUCACAGUUUGGCUUCUUUCUGUAUUGCCUGUGGGCAUUUAUACCAGACGAGUGGCUUCAUUCAAUAGGGCUCACCUACUGGCCUCAAAAAUAUUGGGCCCUUGCCGUACCAAUCUAUCUUCUGGUUGCAUUAGUGAUCGCUGUGGUGCUGCUGUUCGGAGUGAACCUGAACAACACCGCUCCGCUCGACUCCCUGGACAGCAUCACAGACGUGUACGCACAAGGCCAAAGGACAACAGACUGCCACAAGGGGGGAAUACCCAGACUGAAAGAUGUUUCCAUUAGUGAAGUCAACAGAAUUUUCUAUUUGUCCCCCACAUCAUAACAAACAGGAACUAAUGUAGUCAGAGAUGGACUAGAGGAGGGAUUUAUUAUGGUGUCGCUGUUUUCCCUUUGUUUAUAAAACAGGGAUUCUGCUUUUAUUUAUUUAUCCAGGAACAAUGCAAUGGGGGAAAUAUGUACUGUAAGAAUUUACUUUCUCUUGUCCUUUAUUUACAAAAUGAUGUGCUCUGUGUGUGUUAACAGGGAUAUGCUGAAUAUGAUGUAAGACAAUGUCACAAUAUGAACAAAGUUACUAUUAUCAAAGUAACUUGUAUAUUUGAUGAACAAGGGGAUUUUAUCCAAUAAAGUAUAUAUUUUUUUAUACAUACAGUAUGUGUUUUGUGCAAUACUACACUUCUGUUAGUAUCAUCAUUUGAAAUAAAUGG